GAUGUCAAGAACUAGUUACAUGUGCUUGCCGCGCGAUUUCAAAAUGAGCUCAACGGAUGAGAAUAUUGACAUGGAAUUUGCAUUUGUCAGAGAGAAUAGCAUAAGUCAGCAGGAAAAGAUCAAGGCGUUCUGGAAGUUCUUGGAUGCUCAGAAUUGCUUGCAACCGCACGAAGGGAUAUCGGAGCGCGAGUCGUCGUCGGAAACGGAAAUGUCAGUACCGAGUGUUGAAGAAAUUAUGAAAGAGAAAGAUAUUUGGCGCAAAGGAUUGAAAGUCCUUCAACAUCUCGGCUUGGAUAAGACCGCUCUCGCGGCUGAUAGCAGAUGCAGACUCUGUGUCGCACAUAAAACAAUCCAAUGCAAAGAUUUGGCUGAUACGGUGACGCAGCCGUAUGAGGAAUUAAACGCUGACAUGGAGGCUUUUGAGCAGCGUCAGAAAAUCCGCGACUUGAACAAGAACGAAAUAACUUGCACUGUCGAUAAAUUAAAUGAAGGCAACUCCAGUCAUAUAAAAACAAAAAAAUAAUUAUUACUAACGUGGCCAAUGCUUUAGAGUGUUCUUUUUCUAAUUCGCGUUCCGUGGAACCGCGACGUUUUCGUCAAAGUUUCAAGUUUUGCAUCGAUUUUUGAUAACUCAACAUAUAACUUCAGCGGUUUAACAAAAACUAUACACAUUUAUUUACGAAUAUUUUACAUCAAUCAUUUAUGGUGUCUUUAUAAAAAAUUACUUGUUAUGUAAAAGAAAGAAAUAUAUUAUUUUACAAGAA
Molecule: messenger RNA, 764 nt
Organism: Solenopsis invicta (red fire ant)
Lineage: Eukaryota; Metazoa; Arthropoda; Insecta; Hymenoptera; Formicidae
Exons: 3
Coding region: 2-523 (173 amino acids)
Source: RefSeq, a predicted model, not a curated record